Molecule: messenger RNA, 2811 nt
Organism: Amoebophrya sp. A25
Lineage: Eukaryota; Dinophyceae; Syndiniales; Amoebophryaceae
Source: the annotation of a GenBank genome assembly
CAGUAGACAACUUCCGAACAAAAUGCCCUGUAAUGUAUUUUGACGAGAACUUCCGAUCAAAAUGUCCCUUAUUUGUCUACCGAUGGUCCAAUGAUGGCCUGCCAAGAACAAGACCUCCAUGUUGUCGAAUCUGAGGGUUUAUUCGAUCUCGUUCGCGUAUCAAUAAAUUUUUUAUUUUUAUAAAAAUCAAACAAGACUCUCAUCUGAAUAAGAAGAUGAUCUGGUGACUUCAUCAAUCAUACAAGCAGGACUGAUUCUCUAUCAUCUAUUAAGCCCCCACAACAUUUGAUGUUCUUGUAGCUAGCAUUACGAAACUCAACAAGAGCUGCAUCCUUUUCGUUUUUGAAAGCUAUCUUCUACCCUUGUUCCGAGGUAGUUUCCACGACAACAUCAAUUUCAACUUUUAUUUUCCUCCUCAGACCCGAUCAAUACAUCUAUCACACCGACACCUUCCUCCCACCUAAAAACGCUAGUUGUACUUCUUACCUUAGUUGUACUUCUUACCUUAGUUGUUCUUGUACCUGUAGCAUAGGUAAAAAGCACAUUCAUAAAAAAAAAUGUUGAAUCUCGUGAAGAAAGUGUGCAUCUUGUCUGCGGUGCUUUCGCUGCCUUUGGUGAUGGCCAAACCGAAUAAAACCGAUGAAGAGAAGAUCGCGGAGAUCGAUGAAAAAAUCGCCGCACUCGAAGAAGAACACGACCCGGCAGCCGAUGUCUCCAAAAUGCCCCGAGAAGAACGUAAAAAGCACCAACAAAGGACAUCAGACCUGAAUCGACUUAACAAGAAGAAGUAUACUUAAUUCCUAAUAGUAUGAUGUCUACUGCUUGAUACUUUUUCUUAAUAGGCGCCGGGUGUGAUUGAAUCGUCUUCAUUCUAUUUUUUCAUAAUUUUGAGGUCCACGACUACAAAAUGUAUUUUUCUUCUUGAUACAAGAUACAAGUACACGUAGAAAACUGAAAUUAGGUUUUGAAUGCAGGGCCCUACGCCACACUACACAUUCUAAUUCUAUUUCAAGAUUUAUUUCUCAAAGUACUUAAGUCAAAGAACUUCUCAAUGUUGUUUCUUAUAAUUCUUUUGUGAGUACAACAACAACCCACUACUAACUGCAACAGACAAAAAUUGAUGGGUGGCGGUGCUGAUCCUUUGGGCGGACUUGGUGGUAUGGGAGGUCUCGGUGGUAUGGGAGGCAUGCCUGGAAUGGAUGAGAUGCUGAAAGACCCAAAUUAAGGCUUUCGCUAGUCCACAUCUUUUAAUACAGAUGAUUGGAGGAAAUAAACGUAAUAGUAGAUACAAGGGAUGUAUAUUACAGCCGUAAGAACUAAGUAAAAAUACAAGAAUCUUCUAUAGAGAUCCCUCAAGAACAGUAUGCAUCUUGAUCUCGAGAGAUCCCACAUUUUCUAUUUAGAGAUGCUCCCGCAAGAACAGCACCAGUAAAGCAAACGUAACUAGUAUUUAUAAGAAGGGAUGCAUAUUUAUUAUAUAUAACAAUUGUGUAAUCGGGUAAUGUGCAGGAAAACAUCCCAAUACAAGGGAGAAAGAUAGUCAGGCAUAAAUAUUCUUGCGGGAUCCACCGUCCCAUAGGGAAGAUGAAUUAGUCUUAGUGCAAGCUCUAACCCCAGAAAAUGGAGGAGAUGCUCAACAUGCUCAAGGGUAUGGGAAUUGGCGGUGGAGAUGGCGGGGAAGGUGGUCUAGGUGGCCUUGGUGACCUGUUAAAGGGCUUCGGUGGUGACGAAGGCCUCGGAGGACUAGGAGAAGGCCUCGGAGACCUGGAUGGUCUUUUAGGAAAGGGCAAGGGCGGACCGGGAAGCCUUGGCUCGGACGAUGCUCCAGACGCUACCUCUACCGAAGGUGAAGACGGUGAGUCUGGCGCAGACGAGUUGUAAGGGAUGCCAUCAGAUUUGGUUCUAGAUCUCCUCAGAGCCAGGAGAUAAAGUUGUCAGAAGAUAAUGAUCAGGAUUAUAUUGUUAUCGAAGAUGGACAUCCCUGGUGACCUGGAUCAAGUCACACAGAAGGUAAGAAGGAUCAUCUAGUAAUAUUAAAUAAAUUCAUUGUAUUAAAAGAUGGUUGUCCCACUGUCUCCUUUGCUUGGUCUUCAUGGUGAGCCUGACAGGGUAAUUAUAGUGCUGGACUACCUAUCUAUACUCUAGAUUUAUCCCUUCAAACAUCAACAUAUUUGUUCGCUUUGUUAAGUAGUCGACGUUCCACGGACAAUGCUUCAUGGAACAAAGAACGCUUAAAAGUUGUUCACCUAGUGAUUAACAGGAAGAGCCGAAUCGCCUGUUGAUUAUAUCAUCACCAUUAAGAAGAAAUAACGCUGCAAUCUAGAAGUUGUAUACAAAGAACAAGAAUCAUUGCCAUUGCUGGGAUGUCAUGAUGAUGAUCUAAUGUAUUUGCCCAUUAUAAUUGAUCGCAAGCUAGUCCCUUGACCACCUUGAUGUCCACAUUUCUUACAGUACAAGCAAGGCGAAAAUAGUUUCGCCGAUAUCUCAUGUCUCUGGUGGAUUUCAGUGGUCAAAAAUCCUAUUGCUUGAUUCCAAGAAUUUGAUUUUUAUGAAGAUGGUUGCGCAAUUCCCAGCUUGUUGCGCCAGGAGUACAAAUUCAGAAGACUACAGCAGGACGAUAUGGAGCAGACUGCAGACAGUGACAACCUUGUUUGAUAUUUCUUAGGGGACCGACUCUAUGUCCUCCUCACCAUCAAGAUGAAUUUUCUGAGCAUGAUGUCGAUGGAUUUUCACUCGUGUUGGUCCUCGACUAUUAGUACUCACCCAAAUUUAGUCUACGCCUCCAAAAGUAAAAAUAGCAAACCACGCGAU